Molecule: messenger RNA, 1015 nt
Organism: Panicum hallii
Lineage: Eukaryota; Viridiplantae; Streptophyta; Magnoliopsida; Poales; Poaceae
Product: RING-H2 finger protein ATL72-like
Exons: 1
Coding region: 33-743 (236 amino acids)
Biological process (GO): protein ubiquitination
Molecular function (GO): transferase activity
Source: RefSeq, a predicted model, not a curated record
CGCUGGCUUCUCGGAGAGAGCUCGACCCGGCCAUGGAAGCCCGGCUGCACUACUCCAGGCCGCUUCUCCUGCAGCUGCAGGGACCGGCCGUUAGCCCGGCGCCCGCCCCCGCGACGGCCGGCGCCGCCGUUCCGGACGCUCGAUCAGUUCCGGUCCCGGCCUCGGCCGACGCCUUCACCUUCCUCAACGCCAACGCGAUCCUCGUCCUCGCGCUCCUCGUCUGCGGCCUCGUCGCGUCGCUCGCGCUCCGCGCCGUGCUCCAGUGCGCGCUCCGCGUCACGCGCCAAGCGUUCCGGUCCCGCAGCGGAGGAGCCGGCGGCGCCCCGGAGCAGGACGACCCCGGGCAGGGCGCGGGGCAAGCGGCGAGGGGCGGCGGGAAGCAGCCGCAGCGGCCGCCGCGGCGGGUGACGAGGCUGGUGCGGGUGCUGCCGUGCCUUGCCUACUCGGCGGGGCUGGCGCAGGAGCUGGCCGGGUCGUCGCGGUCGGAGUGCGCCAUCUGCCUCGCGGCGUUCGCGCGCGGGGAGGCCGUGCGCGUGCUGCCGCGCUGCGGCCACGGGUUCCACGCGCGCUGCAUCGACCGGUGGCUCGCGGCGCGGCCGACGUGCCCCACCUGCAGGCAGGCGCCGUUCGACCAGACCACCGCGCUCCUGCAGCCGGCGGACGGCCCCGGGCCGGCCGUCGUCGCGCCGCUGGUGCGCGUGGUCGUAGUCGGCGAUCGCGUGGCCCGCCUUGUGGAGCCGUAGCACUCGCGCUCGCGGGACCGUUAGAGGUAGUGCCUGUACAUUUGCAAAACCGUGUAAGCGCCUAGCGGAAUAUAGGCCUGGCACUUUGGACAUGUCACGCGUACUGGGGAAUUGAUAUGGGAUACUGCGAUUAAGGUGUUCAUUUCCCUAGUUUUUUCUUUCCUUUUCUCUCUUCCCGCUUUAUUGUUUGCGUCGAAGUCGUCAUUCAGGGACUAGCUGGUAUUGCACAUGCAGGAGACGCUGGCACGAAGCUGAACAUGUUCUCUUUUAUA